This is a messenger RNA of Gorilla gorilla gorilla (western lowland gorilla), 14422 nucleotides long. It is a transcript of the gene RPRD1B, whose product is annotated as regulation of nuclear pre-mRNA domain containing 1B. The record is from RefSeq and is a predicted model, not a curated record. The coding region runs from base 1 to 858 and encodes 285 amino acids. The transcript is spliced from 7 exons. Gene Ontology annotation, biological process: mRNA 3'-end processing. Gene Ontology annotation, molecular function: RNA polymerase II C-terminal domain binding. Lineage: Eukaryota; Metazoa; Chordata; Mammalia; Primates; Hominidae.
AUGUCCUCCUUCUCUGAGUCGGCGCUGGAGAAGAAGCUCUCCGAGCUGAGCAACUCUCAGCAGAGCGUGCAGACCCUGUCCCUUUGGCUCAUCCACCACCGCAAGCACGCGGGACCCAUCGUCUCCGUGUGGCACCGCGAGCUCCGCAAAGCCAAAUCAAAUAGAAAGCUUACUUUUCUGUAUUUAGCGAAUGAUGUCAUCCAAAACAGUAAAAGGAAAGGACCUGAAUUCACUAGAGAAUUUGAAUCUGUCCUUGUGGAUGCUUUUUCUCAUGUUGCCAGAGAGGCAGAUGAAGGCUGUAAAAAACCUUUAGAAAGAUUGCUGAACAUCUGGCAAGAACGAAGUGUGUAUGGCGGCGAGUUCAUACAGCAGCUGAAGCUGUCUAUGGAGGACUCCAAGAGCCCUCCCCCCAAAGCAACAGAAGAGAAGAAAUCUCUGAAACGAACUUUUCAGCAAAUUCAAGAGGAGGAGGAUGACGACUACCCUGGCAGCUACUCUCCUCAGGAUCCUUCUGCAGGACCCCUCUUGACUGAGGAACUAAUCAAAGCUUUGCAGGAUCUGGAAAAUGCCGCAUCAGGGGAUGCUACUGUCCGACAGAAAAUUGCUUCUCUGCCCCAGGAAGUGCAAGAUGUUUCUCUAUUGGAAAAAAUAACAGACAAAGAGGCAGCCGAACGUCUUUCAAAAACAGUAGAUGAAGCAUGUCUGUUACUAGCAGAAUAUAACGGGCGCCUGGCGGCAGAACUGGAGGACCGUCGCCAGCUGGCUCGGAUGUUGGUGGAGUAUACCCAGAAUCAGAAAGAUGUUUUGUCGGAGAAGGAGAAAAAACUAGAGGGUGUCAUGAUUGACUUUGGCCUAUGAUGUUGGCCCUUAAACACCAGGCAAGGGUGGAAGGAAUGCUGCUGAAAAUCUGUGGGUAAUGUUUUUGUCAUGAACAUGAGAAAACCUAGAAAUGGAGAAGGCACGUGGAAGGAAGCACAAAUGGCAGCCCAAAGAGGAGGUUAGAGAAUGCGGAGGGUAUAGAAGAAAGCCCAUGCAGAAAGGCAAAGGCCAAAGAUACCAGAAAAGCCUUCCAGCUUCACUUCCAGAGCAAAGAGAAGCUUUGUUUGUGGUUAACAGAGGUGACUGCAUUACUCCCAGAUGUCUGCUCAAAGCUCAUAAGACAUAGCGUGAGUGGGUUGGAUAGGGUUCCUGUCUUGUCAGUGUGAAUAAAGCAUGAUACAGACAUGUUCUGUUUGCAUGAUCAGUGCAUGUGGAAGAGUGUGUGUGUGAGAAAGAAACCUAUUUGUCCAAGUAUUAAGGAAAGAAAAAAGGUCAGGAACCUGCAGUUUUACCUUCUUAACUGUGAUUUUUUUUUUUUUUUUUGAGACAGACUCUUGCUCUGUUGCCCAGGGCUAGAGUGCAGUAGAGCAAUCUGAGCUCACUGCCUCCCGGGUUCAAGCGAUUCUCGUGCCUCAGCCUCCCGAGUAAGCUGGGACUACAGGUGCAUGCCACCACACCCAGCUAAUUUUUGUAUUUUUAGUAGAGAUGGGGUUUUGCCAUGUUGGGCAGGCUGGUCUCGAACUCCUGAUCUCAGGUGAUCCACCUGCCUUGGCCUCCCAAAGUGUUGGAAUUACAGGCAUGCGCCUCCAUGCCUGGCCUUAACUGUGAAUUUUAUUCAGAUCAUGGUAUCUGACUGUCAGUGAUCUAGAACUGAAAGGAGAUAGUCCUGUGUUGACCCACAUGCCACAUGGUGCACACACACAAAGAUGAUAUGCCACACAGGGAAGAGCUCUUGAGAAAUUUGUUCCAAGCUGCAGAUUUAUUGUUUUAGUUGAGGUGAAAUUCAUAUAACGUAAAUUAACCAUGCACUUCAAAGUGCACACAUUUUGGUGGCAUUUAGUACGUUCACAGUAUUGUAUCAAGUUCCAAAACAUAAUUGUGUCUGGCUUCUUUCACUUAGCACGAUGUUUUCAAGAUUCAUCCCAUGUUGUAGCAUAUAUCAGUACUUCAUCUCUUUUAUGGUAGAACACUAAUCUGUUGUAUGGAUGUGACACAAUUUAUAACCUGUCUAUGGACAUUUGAGUUGUUUCCACCUUUUGGCUCUUAUGAAUAGUGUUGCUAUAAACAGUCAUGUGGAGGUUUUUGUGUGGCCAUAUCUUUUCAUUUCUCUUGGUUAUGUAUAAAUCUAGGAGUGGAAUUGCUGGGUCAUAUGGUAAUUCUAUGUUUAACAUUUUGAGGAACCAUCAGACUGUUUUCCACAGCAGCUACAUCAUUUUACAUCCCCACUAGCAAUGUGCGUGGGUUCCAGUUUCUCCACAUCCUCAUCAACAUUUGUUAUUGUCUCUUUAUUUUCGACAACCUACAUGUGCAGGUUUAUCUCAUUGUGAUUUUGAUUUGCAUUUUGCUAAUUACUAACGAUACUGAUCAUCUUUCAGUAUGCUUGUCGGCUGUUUAUGUAUCUUUGGAGAAAUGUGUGUUCAAUUCCUUUGCCCAUUUUCAAAUUGGGUUAUUUGCUUUUUUUGAGUUGUAAAAGUUCUUUAUAUAUUGUGGAUAAUAUACCUUUAUCACAUAAAUGAUUUGCAACUAUUUUCUCCUAUAAGUUGUCUUUUCACUUUCUAGGUAAUAUCCUUUGAUGUGCAAAAGUUUUUUAUUUUUAUGAGUUCCAGUUCAUCUAUUUUUGUUGUUGUUGCUCAUGCUUUUGGUGUCACAUGUAAUAAUCUGUUGCCAAUCCCAGGUCAUGACAAUUUUUUUCUGUGUUUUCUUCUAGGAGUUUUAUAAUUUUAUGUCUUAAAUUUACGUUCUUAAUCUGUUUUGAGUUAGUUUUUGUAUGUGGUGUGAUGUAGGGGGGGGACCAACUUCAUUCUUUUGCCUGUAGAUAUCCAUUUGUCCCAGCACCAUUUGUUGAAGAGACUACUCUUUUCCUCCACCUGAAUGCCCAGCACCCUUGUCGAAAAUCAAUUGGCCACCGAUGUAUUGGUUUAUUUCUGGAUUCUCAAUUCUAUUCCAUUAAUGUAUAUGUCUAUCCUAUGCUCAUACCACACUAUCUCCAUCACUGUAGUUUUGUAGUAAGUUUUAAAAUCAGUAAGUAUGAGUCCUCAGAGUUCUUUUUCAGUAUUGUUUUGGCUAUUUAGGAUCGCUUGCAGUUCCCUAUGAAUUUAACAAUCACCUUUUCCAUUUCUGCAAAAAAGGUAAUUGAAGUUUUACUAGGGAAUGCAUUGAGUCUGCGGGUCACUUUGGGGAGUAUUGCCAUUUUAGCAAUCUUAAGUGUUUCAGCUCAUGAACAGGGGAUGUCUUCACAUUUAUUUAAGUCUUCAGUUUCUGCUGCAGAAUUUUAAAAAGCACUCUAGGAGAGUGUCAUUUACUGAUGCAUUUGAUAUUAUAAAGGCCCUGUCUAGGUUUUGGGACCACAGAUGGAGGGCGGUGGUAUCACCUUUCAAUAGUGUUAACCCCCACCUCUAGAAGAUAUGAGUAUUUUAUGUAUGGACUCAACAGAGUCACCAAGGCACAGUCACAACAGCAGCUUUACAAAGUAAAGUGACACAUAGAGGCCUGGAUAUCUAAGUAAAGUGAUUGGCAGGAUUAUUGAGCUGGACAGAACCUUAGAGAUCAUAUAAUCAGACUUCUGAAUUGGUGAAGAAACCUAGAGAGAGAGUUAGCUGCAGACCAGCAUAGAGUCCAAGGCAGACAUCUGGUAACUUCAUCAGAUUUGUACUUUUCUUUUGAUUUCAGAAUUUUGAUUCUGCAACAUCAACAGCAGGAAGACAUCUUACACAGAAUAGUAGCCAAAGUUUAAUCAUUGAAACAAUUCCUAAGAAUCUUGUUGUAGAGAAAUGACAUUUUAUGUGGGGUCAUAAAAUGAUUGCAUGAAAGCAUUCUAAGUGUGAAAGAACCUAGUCUGCCACCAAGGUUCUAAGUACCUGCCUCGCUGUACCCAUGCUCAUGCUCUUGCUCUGAUAGGAGGGGAGAAAUUGGCUCAUGAACUUAAAGCUGCUGGUGUUUCUCCUCGCUUGGCACCUCCCCCUUGGCUGUAAUGACUACUCAGGAGUAGAGCCUCUGACUUCAGACAACACAGCUGGGAAGGGGGAAAUGGUUCAGAAUCCAACAUUGCCUUAUGACUCUUCAUAUUUCUGUUUGAUUGUGGUUAUAACAACUUGAGAAAUUCUUUGGCUACAGUUGAAGGGGUGCUAAACCAAAAUGAUGGCAGAUUGUUGUUUUUGGCAGCACCUCCCUGCAGGGUGCAGAUGGUUAGAAGCUUUUGUUUCAAUAUUAGGCCAGGCAGUAGGGGGAGAUAGAGAGCUCCUUUUUUGUCAACUUUGGAGUAAAUUCGUCUUUCCUAUGAUGAUCAAAGCCAGUAUCUCAGUGUCCUAUUAUGGUAAGGACAGAUGGGAGCCGGUGAUCUAAUCGUCAUUUUAGGUAAGAGCCCUUGGGUUUAUUUGAACACUUCAGGGUCACAGAGGAAGCCAGUGAGGACCAGUACCUGGAUCUUCUGACUCCUAACUACAGUGAUCAUCCACUGUGUUCUCCUGGGAGCUGAGAGGCCCUGCCUAGUGCUGGCCCCCUCCUCUCAGUCCUCUAAACUCACUGCCCUUCUGUAGUAUUCAGGUCUGUCCUCCCUAGGCUGGCAGCUCUGUCAGCACCCAGGUUGUUAGAAUAGUUGAAACAGGUCAUUCUGCUGCCAAGUAAUUACGGGGCCUUGCACUCAGUCCCUUCCCACGAAGCAGGCCAUAGUGUGCUUACUGCUCUCCCUUGCCUUUCCAUCCCCUACUUUGAUGUGGGAGUUUUCUUUCUUUUUACUUUUCUUUUCUUUUCUUUUUGUCCGCCAGUUUCCCUCCAAUAUGUGAGGACUUUUAUUGAGUUGAUGUGUGGGCUUCUGUGAGUGAUUUGGAGUUCCUUGGAUUUCUUUUAUUCAUUUUAGUCUACUGACCCUACUGCUCAGGCCCAGUUUACAGCUGGAGCUUUUAUCUGUUGGGUGUGUGUGUGUUUCUUUAUUACAAUGUGAAACCUAUGAUACUUAUUUUUCACUCCAGGAAAAUAAUGCCACAUUAUAAUGUACUUCACAUACUUAGUGACUUAAGAACAUGAUUUGCCAACAUUUGAGACUUUGAGACUUUACAUUGAAAAAGUGACAUGGUUUUAAGGCUUUCCCAGCAAGAAUUCAUGCCUUUAGCCAUAGUACCGUUUUCAUAUUUGUAGCCCAACUUCUGUGGGCAGUGUAACCCCUGCUUGAUGGAACAGUGCCACUGAGUUUCAGCUGGUAUAUGUAGCACUAAUUUUUCAUAUUUAUGAAAUGCAUAUAAUAUGAAGUUAAAACAGCACCUGGGCCUCUUAUUACUCCUGCCUGCCAGAACAUUCACUCUGAUUCAACUAGUACUCAGGGUUUUUGUUUUUGUUUUCUUUUUUUGAUUGUAAAAGUAAUACAUCAGAGGAAACUUAGCAAAUAAGUAUAAAGAAUAAAAUUAGUCUCAUUACCCAGAGAUAACUAUUUUUAAUUUUUGCGUAUUUCCUUUUCCUCUUAGUUUAAAAUUAAACUGAAUGAUAACUUGCAGAUAAUUUUCUGUCAUGCUUUUUUCUUAACAUGAUUAUUUUUCCUUGUAAAUAAAAACUUUAUAAACAUUGUAAAUGAUUGCUUGAAUACCUGUGGUUGGAUAGUCAGUGAUUAUUUGUAUUGAGCACUUGUAUGUUUCUGUCUCUGUCUCUUAGCUUUAGGCUAACUUUCAGUAUUUGGAUUAUUUUCUUCCUGUAGAUUUCUAGAAGUGGUUCUAUGUAUAUGUGCAGAUGUCUGCUUGUCUUUUAGGUAUACUGAAGGUCAUAUACAUUUCACAGUCUCUGCUACCAGAAUGCGUUCCUGCUGUAGGAGUUCUUGUCUUUUCCAAAGCAUCUUAACCAGUCUAAGACUUCAUUGAGCUUAUUUUGUAUAAACCUCUAUACAAGUUAAGGAUUAGUCUUUUGUUUUAUGAAGGAGUAAACACAGAAUAGUUUAAUUAGACUAAUGGAGCUCUCUCCUGGCUUUUAAAUGAUCUUGUUUACAUUUGAGACAGCUGUGUGAAAAUAGCACAUACUUCUACUAUAACAUUGACUUGAGUGAGCAUAAUUUUGAGAGCAAGGUUCAGAUUGCAGAAAUUUGAGCUGCCUAUUUGACCUAGUGGGUGCAAGUUAUUUUGAGCAAGGUUCUAUUUUAGUCUUUAUGAAUGUUCCUACUACUGUUAAGGUGGGCCUUCUACUCCCACUUAAAAUUGGGAUUCUGAAGAAAGUUAAAAUUGGAUUGUGGCAUACUUUGCAAUCUUGGAAGUUAAUCUCUGACUUUGUUUUUCUGUCUCUAAAAUGUUAGACUUGAAAUAGAUCAGAAAGAGUCAUUUUCUGAGAUCAGGGCAAAGUAUUCUGGUUAUAAUCAGGAGUCAAGUGAAACCUUUGCAGAUGAAAGCCAUGAGCCCCAAAGAUAUGGCAUGCUUUAUGUGAAGAGGAUGGUACUAGCCAGCUGUCAUGAUGGCUGUGCAAGCCUCCUUAUUUGUUUUUUUCCUUAUUGAGGUCCUUUAUCUUUAAACAUCUGUAGGAAGAAGUAUGAUUAGCUCUCUUUGCCUAAUUCUGCCAGUAGCUACUUUGAGAAUUUCAAGCACAAUAACUUCGCAAACUUCAACUCAACAAAAAUUUACCAGCAGCCUUUCUGAGAAUUAUUGGGGUUUGGACAGUAAUCAUGAAUGGACAAAUCCCACUUUUACUCAUGAUGUCCUUUUCCCAGUCCUUUCCUUUUGCUCACAGUGUGUCUGUUCUGUGGGGCAUAGACUCAGUAGGAAUUGUUCCCUUUAAGAUACCAUUGACCCCAAUUAAUGGUGCAGUGAUGAUGAUCUGCUUUGCAUAUUCCAGGUUCUUUUUGGCUUUUUCCAUUGAAGCCAGUGGUCCUCCCAGCGUUUUAUCUUUGAUGUGGCUUUUCAUUGAUAAAGUAACAAUUUACCUUCCUGGGACAACAGAUUCCAACACCUUAACUAAUCUGAAGUUGUUAGCUUCCGCCUUCCCUUGUCACAUGGGACCUUUAGGGCCAAUUUAUUUUCCUGCCCAUAUGAGAAGUCUCCAGUAAACUAGCUGAAGGUCCUCAGCAUGUAGCAUGCUUUGUCUGUCCAGUGUUUAAAAGAAAUCAUCACAUUCACAUGAGCAUACCCCUGCACCACCCUCCCUUUAUAACUGCCACCAUAUCCACUUCCCUUGCUGCCUCUGCUUCUCAGCCUGUUGCAGCUUGGCAUGCAUGUCUACAUUCCACCCAAGUGGCUGUCUUCAGAAUUUCCCCCCUUCCCCCCACCCCUGCCCCCAGUGGUCUAAUCUCAAAACCCAAAAGGUACUUCUUAGUCUCUGCCUCUUGGCUCCCUUUCUCUUUUUGGCCCUGUCUGCAGCAUUUAAUAUUACUGUAUUACAAUGUGUUUGCAUUUCUGGUUUCUGUGUACCACCCUCUGCUGGUUCUUCUGCUUUUUCAUCCUUCAAUAAGCUUUUCUCCAUGCCUUUAUUGUAAAUGUUGCCAUUCCUUUAGCCUUUUCUCAUUCUGGACCUUUUUUUUUUUUUUUGAGAUGGAGUCUCGCUGUUGCCCAGGCUGUAGUGCAGUGGCGCGAUCUGGACUCACUGCAACCUCCCACCUCCUGACUUCAAGCAAUUCUUCUGCCUCAGCCUCCUGAGUAGUUGGGAUUACAGGCACCCACCACCACGCCCAGCUAAUUUUUGUAUUUUUAGUAGAGACGGGGUUUCACCAUGUUGACCAGGCGAGUCUUGAACUCAUGACCUCAGGAGAUCCACCCGCCUCAGCCUCCCAAAGUGCUGGGAUUACAGACAUGAGCCACUGCACCAGGCCUGGACCUUUUCCUUGAGUGCUUUAUACUUAGGCUGGCUUCAGUUACCAACUGGAUGUUGAUGGCCUACCUCUAGAUCUCUAGGUCAGACCUCUUCCUUGUACUUCAGACUCAUGUAUCUCAUUUCUACAGACACCUCAGAAAGUAUGGCUGCGACAGACUGUCUCCUUCCUUCUGACCUCUCCUUUCCUUCUCUUUCCUUGGCUUGGAGAGUGGCAGUGCCAUCCAUCAAAAUCAGACACUAGGCCUCAUCCAGUGUUUCUCCUGAUUUUUUUCAGCUCCCAAAUCUGUUGCUUUGGCCUCCUUGUCACAGCCUCUCCUUCAGUUCCUCUGCUAUGCCUCUGCCAGGUUGACCUCCCACCACCAUCUUCCAUAGCUGAGUAGGUGCUACGCCAGUGUGGUUUUUGCUCCCUCUCAAUUUUUCGUGAAUCUGCCUCCCUUCUCUGCGUCUUUGUCUCCACUUCCAUCACCUUAGUCCACUCUGUCAUCAUCUGUCCCCCCCUGGAUCCUUGCAGUAGCCUCAUGACUGAUCAUCUACAUCUGCUCUUAGGCCCUGUAAUCCAUUCUUCACAUGGCAGCCCUAUGAUGUGUUCAGAAUGCAGCUCUGAGCAUGUCAUUCCCCUGUUUAAACAUUUAAGUAGCUUCUCAUUAUUCCUAGUUCUUGGAAUAUGGGCCCAGUGGCCAGGUGUGGUGGUUCACGCCUGUAAUCCCAGCACUUUGGGAGGUUGAGGCAGGCGGAUCACUUGAGUCCAAGAGUUUGAGACCAUCCUGAGCUACAUGGCAAAACCCCGUCUCUAUCAAAAAUUAAAAAAUUAGCUGGGCAUGGUGGUUCAUGCCCAGCUACUGGGGAAGCUGAGGCAGGAGGAUCACUUGAGCCCAGGAGGCGAAGGCUGCAAUGAGCCAUGAUCGUGCCACUGCACUUCAGCCUGGGCGACAGAGUGCAGGCUGUCUCAAAAAAAAAAAAAAAAAAAAAAAAGACUAUGGGCCCAACUGCUGGCCUGGCCCCCUCCUGCGCCCUAUGACUUGGCCCCUGCUGACUUCCUCAGCCACAUCUCUUGUUGUGUCCCAUGGCAUUUUGUCUGCACUUGGCCUUCUUUGAUCUCAGGCUUUACAUAUGCUGUUCCCACUCUCUGCCCAGGACACACUUCCCCUUGUUUACUUUCCAUCAGUUAUACUUACCUAGUUAAUUCCUGUGUGCACCAUUUGUAUCUCAUGUCAAACAGUAUUUUCUCAGGGCAGUCUUUCCUCAGACCCCACCCCAACCCCCCAGCCCCAUACACUGUCUUAUCUCCCUAGCUUUUUCCUUCAGAGCACCACAUAGGUUGUCAGUCUGUUUGUGGAUUAUUACCAGACCAUAAAGUUCUGUCUGUAUUGUCACUCAGGCAUGUCCAACCCACUCCUGAUACUUGGCCCACUGUCCUGAUCUCAGAGUGGCAAGUACCGAUGUCACUUGGUUCAUCUCUAGACAAGGUCGGUGUCUGCCUUUGAUGGGGACUCUUUCCAGUCUGAGGAUGUUGCUCGAUGGACUUCUUCUCACUAAGCCUAUAGCUUGAUGGACUGACUGGACUGUGGUACCACCAAGUUUAAAAAUUCUGUGAUUUUUUUUGUUUUCCAAUAUUACAGGUAGACCUUUAAGGAAAAAGAGGUGCCCUCAGUCAAAGAUCCUUUCCUUUUCUCAAGGCAGCUUCUAGUAAAUGUGCUAAAUUUUAAGGAUAUAAUCAAAUGGUUUCUGGGAGAAAGGAUCUUGUAUCCCAUUAAUAAUUCUUUUUCUUCAACUCUGCAUGUCUUUUCUUGACAUAUUAUAAAUCAGGAAGAUUAAGUAUUGCUCAUAAAAUAAUAGAAUAUGGGAGGGGUGAGUGUUCUUUCUCCAUCAGAUCUGUUGAUUCAAAUGGAACAGUUUAGCAAGUCCCUGUUCUCACCCAAGCUUCCCCCACGCCAUAGGCGUUGUUUUCAUUCCCAUCUCAUAUAUAGGAGCCCAGUGAGUUUGUCACAUGUUAUAUCCUAGGCACAUGGAAGUGUAGGAUAGGAACUUGGAUUUUCUUUUUUUUUUUUUUUCUUUCCAACUUUUAUUUAUUUUAUUCAGGGGGUUCAGGUUUGUUAACAUGGGUACAUUGUGUGUCACAGGUAUUCGGCGUACAGAUAAUUUUGUCAUCCAGGUAAUUGGCAUUGUACCUGAUAGGUAGUUUUUCAGUCCUCACCCUCCUCCCAUCCUCCACCCUCAAGUAGUCCCGGGUGUCUUAUUUUUCCCUUCUUUGUGUUCAUGUGUUCUCAAUGUUUAGCUCCCAACUUAUAAGUGAGAACAUACGGUAUUUGGUUUGCCUCAUCCAUGUUGCAGCAGAGGACGUGAUCUCAUUCCUUUUUAUGGCUGCAUAGUAUUCCAUGGUAUAUAUGUACUCAUUUUCUUUAUCCAGUCUACUGUGGAUGGGCAUCUAGGUUGAUUCCAUGUCUUUACUAUUGUGAAUAGUGCUGUGAUGAACUUAGGCAUGCAUGUGUCUUUAUGGUAGAAUAAUUUAUAUUCCUUUGGUUAUAUACCCAGUAUUGGGAUUGCUGAGUUGAAUGGUUGUUCUGUUUUAAGUUCUUUGAGAAAUCUCCAGACUGCUUUCCACAGUAGCUGAACUAAUGUACAUUCUCACUAGCCCUUUAUAAGUGUUCCUUUUUCCCCACAACCUCCCCAGCAUCUGUUAUUUCUUGACUCUUUAAUAGCCAUUCUGAUUGGUAUGAGAUGGUAUCUCAUUGUGGUUUUGAUUUGCAUUUCUCUAAUGAUUAGUGAUACUGAGCUUUUUAAAUAUGCUUGUUGGCUGCAUGUAUGUCUUCUUUUGAAAAGUGUCAGUUUGUGUCCUUUACCUAUUUUUAAUGGGGUUUUUUGUUACUUGCUUAUUGACUUAAGUUCCUCAUAGAUUGUAGAUAUUAGGCCUUUGAUGGUGGCAUGGUUUGCAAAUAUUUUCUCCCAUUCUGUAAGUUGUCUUUUUGCUCUGUUGAUAGUUUCUUUUGCUGUGUAGAAGCUCUUUAGUUUAAUUAGAUUUUACUUUUCAAUUUGUUUUUGUUGUAGUUACUUUUGGAGUCUUUGCCAGGGCCGGUGUCCGGCAUGGUAUUUCCUAGGUUUUCUCCCAGGGUCUUUGUAGUUGGAGGUUUUACAUUAAGUCUUUGAUCCACUUUGAGUUGGUUUUUAUAUAUGGUAAAAGGAAUGGGUCCAGUUUUAAUCUUCUGCAUAUGGAUAGCCAGCUAUCCCAGCACCAUUUAUUGAAUAGGGAAUACUUUCCCCAUUGCUUGUUAUCAUCAGCUUUGUCAAAGAUCAGAUUCUUGUAGGUGUACAGCUUUAUUUAUUUAUUUUAUUUUAUUUUAUUUUAUUUUGAGUCUUGAGUCUCUCUUUGUCUCCCGGGCUGGAGUGCAGUGGCGCAAUCUUGGCUCGCUGCAACCUCCGCCUCCCAGAUUUGAGCAGUUCUCCUGCCUCAGCCUCCCGGGUAGCUGGGAUUACAGGCAUGCAUCACCACGCCUGGCUUAUUUUGUAUUUUUAGUAGAGAUAGGGUUUCCCCAUGUUGGCCAGCCUGGUCUCGAACUCCUUACCUCAGGUGCUCCACCUGCCUCAGCCUCCCAAAGUGCUGGGAUUAUAGGCAUGAGCCACCGUGCCCGGCCAGUGUACAGCUUUAUUUCUGAGUUCUCUACCAUGUUCCAUUGGUCUUUGUAUCUGUUUUUGUACCAUUUCCAUGCUGUUUUAGUUACUGUAGCCUUAUAGUAUAGUUUGAAGUUGGGUAAUGUGAUGCCCUGGGCUUUGUUCUUUUUGCUUAGGAUUGCUUUGGCUAUUUGGGCUUUUUAUUGGCUCAGAAUCAGUUUUAGAAUAUUGUUUUCUGUUUGUUUUGUUUUUGUUAGUAGAUGCUGUGCAUGCAAAAAUAGUUUUUCCUAAUUCUGUGAAGAAUGUCUUUGGUAGUUUGAUAGGAAUAGCAUUGAAUCUGUACAUUGCUUUGGGUAGUAUGGCCAUUUUAACAAUAUUGAUUUUUCCUAUCCAUGAGCAUAGAAUGUUUUUCCAUUUGUUUAUGUUGUCUCUGACUUCUUUGAGCAGUGUUUUGUAAUUCUUGUUGUCGAGAUUUUUCACCUCCCUGAUUAGCUGUAUUUUAUUCUUUUUGUGGCUGUUGUGAAUGAAAUUGUGUUCUUGAUUGGGCUGUCAGCUUGGACAUUAUUGGUGUAUAGAAAUGCUACUGAUUUUUGUGUAUUGAUUUUGUGUCCUGAAGCUUUGCUGAAGUUAUCAGAACUAGGAGCCUUUGGGUAGAUAUUAUGGGUUUUUCUAGCUAUGGAAUCAUAUAGCCUGCAAUGAGAGAUAAUUUGACUUCCUCUCUUCCUAUUUGGAUGCCUUUUAUUUCUUUCUCUUGCUUGAUUGCUCUGGCUAGGACUUCCAGUACUGUGUUGAACGGGAGUGGCAAGAGUGGGCAUCCUUGUCUUAUUCUGGCUGUCAAGGGAAAUGCUUCCAGCUUUUGCCUGUUGAGUAUGAUGUUUGCUGUGGGUUUGUCAUAGAUGGCUCUUAUUAUUUUGAGGUAUGUUCCUUCGAUGCCUAGUGUGUUGAGGACUCUUAACAUGAAGGGAUGUUGAAUUGUAUUGAAAGCCUUUUCUGCAUCUGUUGAAAUUUGAAAUGAUGAUGAAGUUUUUGUUUUUAGUUCUGUUUAUGUGAUGGAUCACAUUUGUUGUUUUGCAUAUGCUGAACCAACCUUGAUUCAACAAAUAAAGCCUACUUGAUCAUGGUGGAUUAGCUUUUUGAUGUGCUGCUGGAUUUGGUGUGCUAGUAUUUCAUUUAUUUUUACAUCUGUGUUCAUCACGGAUAUUGGCCUGAAGUUUUCUUUCUUCAUUGUGUCUGCCAGGUUUUGGUAUCAGAAUGAUGCUGGCUUCAUAGAAUGAGUUAGGGAGGACUCCCUCCUUCUUGAUUUUUUUGGGAAUACUUUCAGUAGUAGGAUUGGUACCAGCUCUUCUUUAUAUGUCUGGUAGAUUUUGGCUCUGAAUCCAUCUGGUCCAGGGCUUUUUUUGGUUGGUAGGUUUUUAAAUUACUGAUUCAGUUUUGGAACUCGUUAAUAGGUCUGUCCAGGGUUUCAAUUCCUUCCUGGUUCAAUCUCGGGAGAUUCCAUGUUUCUAGGAAUUUAUCCAUGUCUUCUAGGUUUUCUAGUUUGUGUGCAUAGAGAUUGAACUUGUAUUUUCUUUUUUUGUUGUUGUUUUGUUUUUGUUUUUGAGACGGAGUCUUGCUCCGUCCCCCAGGCUGGAGUGCAGUGGCGCCAUCUCGGCUCAGUGCAAGCCCCGCCUCCCAGAUUCACACCAUUCUCCUGCCUCAGCCUCCCGAGCAGCUGGGACUACAAGGCGCCUGCUACCACGCCUGGCUAAUUUCUUGUAUUUUUAAUAGAGACGGGGUUUCACUGUGUUAGCCAGGAUGGUCUCGGUCUCCUGACCUCGUGAUCCGCCUGCCUCGGCCUCCCAAAGUGCUGGGAUUACAGGCGUGAGCCACCACGCCCGGCCUGAACUUGUAUUUUCUGACUUCUGCCACAGCCAUCUCCCUCCAGUAGAAAAGAUACGAUAUACUCCCAGUCAUUUGGAGGUGCUAAGAAACAUAACCUUAUUGUUUGUUUGCUAAUGGAAAGGAAUUGAAAUUUUUUUUUAUUAUAGAGCGAGCUGUAUUCCAGUGUAGUAAGUAACCUACAGACUGUCUUACCCUGGGCAGAUCUGCCAGCACUAAAAACUACAAUAAACAUUGCUUAAAAGAAUUUUACAUGAUACAACCAAAUACACAAGCACACACACACAAAAAAUUUGUCCGUUAGUUUGUCUUUUUCCUUUCUACCCUUUGUUUCUCAGCUGUCCUCCAGGAAUGCUUGACUCUACCAGUAUUUGGCUUAAAAUGAGAAACCUUUGUCUGUACCUUUGAUGUUUGUUUGCACAAAAAUCAAUAACCUGGCUUUCCAUUAAAAUAGUCCUUAAAGAAGCUAGUUUGUGGGGUCUUUGUUAACUUGUGCAAAGCAUACAUUUUUGAUGGUUUACUUUAAAAAAAAAACUAAAUAGUUUGUCUUAUACUUUAGUAUUUUGGUUUUACUGGUUUUAUGUAGUGAGGGACCCCGUUCCAUAAAUGUAAGGAUUUUUGAAGGAUCCAGGUCCAUUUAUUAAUCUGUAUCUUUUUAAAGCAUUUUAUGAGCAUCUGUUAAAUUGAAAAUAUUUAGCUUUAUGAUUAUAUUAAGGCUUGAAAAUUGUCCAGUCCUAAAGUGUAUUUUCCUUUUUUAGUUUUUUUUAGUUAGUAUAGACACUGACUUUUCAUUCUCCCCUUGCUUCCGCAUGUCCCUGUGAGAUCAGGGGUUUUGUUGUGCCAGUAGAAGCUCCCUUAUCACCUUUUGUGUAGAGGAGCCUCUGGGGAGAAAGAAAUGCCCUGAAAAUGGUUUGUGGUACAAUUUCAGGUUUAAGAAGCUCGCUCCCAUUUGGCGUUUCCCGUGGAUGGCUGAACUGCUCCAAGAACAUUCCUCCAGUUAUAGGCAUUUUGUCGUUUUUCCUUUUGGGAAAUACUUUGUGUGUACCUUUAUUAUGGGUUUUGAUAGUGGAGCUGAGAGGCCCCGAGUAUUGGGAUUGGAGCCACAAUUUCUUCUCUUCUUUGUAUC